AUGAGGAGGAACGUAUUUACUAGUUAUAUCAUCUGCAAUCGCCUGAAUCUCAAGACGUUCUUCGAACCAAUCAUAGACUUUAUUGAGAUAGAACGGAUUUGGGUUGGCCAUAACAUCUUAAAAUUUGAUUGUGUUCGCGUGAGAGAUGCAUUUACAGAGAUUAAUCGGCCACCACUGAAACCGAAGGCUACUAUUGACUCAUUGGAUUUGUUGACUAAAAUGUUUCGAAGAAGAGCUGGAGACAUGAAGCUGGCAACUCUUGCAAGAUGUUUUGGGCUUGGACCGCAAACGCAUCGGAGUUUAGAUGAUGUUCGCAUGACUCUGGAUGUUCUCAAACACUGCGCAGCUGUUCUGUUCUUGGAAUCAAGUCUUCCAGAAAUAUUUACAGCGAAUAGUUGGCUUUCUCCAAAUGCUACUACAAGAAGUCGUAGUAAUGGGAAAUCUUUGUCACCUGUUGAGAAUUCUCCAGCUUCUCCUAUUGUGAUGUGCAGCUUAGAAGGCUCUGAAUCAAGUUCAGUAGAUGCUAAUGGAGCUCAACAGCGUCAUUUUGAUUUGCGUGGCCUUUGGGAUGAAUUGAACAGAGAAUCAAUUCAACCAGUUGUAGUGGUUGAUGAAAUGCCCACUUCAGAGACACCCCAGAUGUCUUCUUCGACUGCUGUGUCUGAUGCUUGUAGUAGCAGCUCUAUUGCUUUUGGAGUAAAUGAGAAGUAUAAGGAUCGUGCUGGCCAACCGAAGUUGAAUUUUUUGGCUAUUCUUGAUCCAUCACAAAGCUUAUGUAAGGUUCUUGAAGCUUGUGAUAGUACUGCACGGGGCUUAUCUUUGGAAUCUGGUAGCAGCUCUGAUUGGAGACCAAUUGUUACUAGAAAAGAGGGCUUCUUCCAUUAUGCUGUUGUGCGAUUACACAUACCUACGGUGAUAUGUGAGAAGGUUGCCACAUAUGCAACUGUAAUAUGCCAGAAAGAAUCAUCGGGCACCGUCCGGAGGCUGCUCUUUAGCAAGGUAGAUGUGGAGGAGCUCGGUUCCGUGCUCAAAGUUGGGACAUUUGUUGAUGCAGUCUGCUCCUUAGAUCCCUAUGACUAUAAGCAGCACGCAGGGAUUAGAUUGAUUACUAAAAAAUUGACCAUUAAUUGCAAGUAG
Neltuma alba is the source of this 1137-nucleotide messenger RNA. Its product is annotated as protein NEN1-like. The record is from RefSeq and is a predicted model, not a curated record. Bases 1 to 1137 code for a protein of 378 amino acids. The transcript has 7 exons. Lineage: Eukaryota; Viridiplantae; Streptophyta; Magnoliopsida; Fabales; Fabaceae. Gene Ontology annotation, molecular function: nucleic acid binding; 3'-5' exonuclease activity.